AAAUGUCAGUUGCCUCUUGUUCAAAAAGUAGAAGAAUGGAUAAUGUAAAUAAUAAAGAAGAGAGAAUAUAUGAGAAAUGGGAACGUUUACACAAUUGGCUACAUUGUAUAUGCAUUGUUACAUUUGAUCUUGAAUUGGGUCAAGCUAUAGAGGCUAUAUAUCCUGGUCAUAUCACGUUAUCUGAACAAGAGAAAUCUAAUGUCUGUUAUCUGGCUUUUCCUGAUUCUAACUCUGGCUGCAUGGGAGAUACUCAGUAUCAUGUCAGGAUAAGACAGAAUGGAGCUACAGUUCAAGAGACUAAAGCUUUAAAAGAGUACGACAGGAGGUCACCUCCAUUUUUACAAUGCGAUAAAGACUAUUACUGGGGAUAUGUGUACUUCCGUCAAGUAAAAGACAAGUCCCUUCCAAGAGGAUAUUUCCAAAAGAGCAUUGUUAUAAUUACAAAACUGCCAUUUGUGAAUCUCUUUGGUGAAUUAUGUGCUUUAAUUGCACCUGAAUUUUUUGAAGUCGGUAGCCCUGUCAUGGAAGUUAUUGUAAAAGAAAUUGACCAAUGGCCAUCUCCGGUACCUGGUCAAAUAGUACAUUUACCACUUAUAGGAGUUUUAUUUCAGACAUAUAUUCCGAAUCAAAACUAUAAAUCAACUGCACCCACAAUUGCUGCCAUGGAUCAUGCGCCAAAUUUUCAUGCAACCCGAAGACUACUUCUAACAUCUGCCUAUGAGGGAGAUAUGUUUAGAAGUUUAGCAAGCGUCGUAAGUUAUGUACACCUGCUAUGGGAGUUAGUGUUACUUAGUGAACCAAUUGUUGUUAUGGCUGGUUCACCUACUGGUUGCUCUGAUAUGGUACAAGCACUGAUUGCGAUGAUAGCGCCACUAAAAUAUUGUGCCGAUUAUCGACCUUAUUUUACGAUUCAUGAUUCUGAGUUUAAAGAGUACACCACAGAUGCUCCAUCACCUCCGGCGGUCAUAUUAGGUGUAACCAAUCCAUUUUUCGCCAAGACGCUACAACAUUGGCCUCACAUUAUUCGAAUAAGUAACGGAACCAGUAAUGAAAAUCAAAAGUACAAAAUAAAAAAGUCGGAGAAUCUCAAAGUGUUGGACUCGAAGCCUGGAGUGUAUACACAAUAUAAGCCAUUCCUUCAAAAGGAUAAAACUAUAUUAAAGAAGUUGUUCAGAGGUAUCCAAACGAAGAGGCCGGGUGAAGUGCAAACGGCUCUUCUGAAGCGUCAUUUGAUAGAGUUAACAGAAAGCUUCAUGAUACCCCUUGAACGAUACAUUGCAAGUCUUAUGCCACUGCAAAAGGACAUAUCACCUUUUAAAGCUACACCUAUACCUGAAUUGUUUAAUCCAGACGACUUUUUGGCUACCUUAAGUAGUGCUGGACCCCAGUUGACUACAGGAAUUAAAGGUGAUUGGGUAGGAUUGUACAGACGAUUUUUUCGUUCGCCAAAUUUUUCUGGCUGGUUUCAUACCAGGUACACUGAGUUGUCACAAAAAUUGCAAGUUAUACAACUUGAGGCACUAUCACAAGCGGAUUUAAAGACAUGGGUGCAAGGAAAACAGGAGGUAGAACUAGUUGAUAUGAUUCUCAGGAUCCGACAAAAAUUAGAAAAGACUUAUAUCGAGGAAGUACCUAUAGGUAACUCGGUAAGAGAAAGGCUCCAAGAACGAAUAAAUGACAUCACGCAUACAUUACCGGAUGACCUGAAAGAUAUUUUGAAUCAUGAGUCCUGACAUUACGAUUAUACCAUAAAUAUUAAAACUCGCUAAUGGUGGCCCCAUUUAGAAAUAAACAGCAAUCGUAAGCAUGUCAAUGGCGAAACUAUAGAUUAAAAGUAUGUUCAAGCAUCGCUCUCUUU
This is a messenger RNA of Dufourea novaeangliae, 1858 nucleotides long. RefSeq names its product protein DENND6A. The transcript has 8 exons. Gene Ontology annotation, cellular component: recycling endosome. The coding region runs from base 3 to 1733 and encodes 576 amino acids. The record is from RefSeq and is a predicted model, not a curated record. Lineage: Eukaryota; Metazoa; Arthropoda; Insecta; Hymenoptera; Halictidae. Gene Ontology annotation, molecular function: guanyl-nucleotide exchange factor activity.